CAAAAGCAGCAAUGCAAUCGCUGCCUCUGUUGUGAGGGACUGCUGCACAGCGCCAGCCACACUUGCUGCUUUUCUCUGGGCUUUUUUCCCUGAACACUCCUGCCGUGAUGUUUCGUGCAAGCGAUAAGAUUGCAUAAAGUGGAGCUGCAACGAAACGGGGAAGAGUCACAGGGACUCGAGGUGGAUUACACAUAGUGAGUCAGUACAGUUGACUAAAUGGGACAUUCAAUAAACAAUACAGGAAGAUUGUAGAAGUCUGAAACCCAUCAGAAAGAGCGGAAGCAUUAUGUCUUAAUAUGACACAUUCAGUGGCACAGAAUUACAUAAUUGGAUCUUACUUACAGUCAGCUGUUCAAAGCAGUAUAGACCACAGUCCGUAAUCCAAGAUUGACAAAACAAUGCUUGCCAGUCUGAAGAUCAAGAAGCAGGAGGUGUUGAGCAGCACAAAUGUGACAGCCCCCGAUAGACCUCCGUCUCCACCACUCACUGCCCCACCAAGCAUGAAGUCUGCAGAGUUCUUUGAAAUGCUGGAAAAAAUGCAGGCUCCAAAAUUAGAAGAACAAAGAAGUGGAGGCCAGAAAAACAAGGAGGACUAUAUACCAUAUCCAAGCAUUGAUGAGUUUUUAGAGAAAGGUGGCUCCUUCCCCCUGAUCAUCCUGCCCCAAUUUGGAGGUUACUGGAUUGAAGACCCAGAGAAUCUCAGCACGCCGAACUCAUCAGACAGCAGCAUCUGUGAAGAAGAGGAAGAACACCUGAGCCCCAGAACUUACGGGUAUAAGUUGGAAUGCAAAGGUGAAGCCAGGGCGUACCGGAAACAUUUCUUGGGAAAGGAUCAUUUGAAUUUUUACUGCACAGCCAGCAGCCUGGGAAAUCUGAUCCUGUCUGUUAAAUGCGAAGAGGCAGAUGGGACUGAGUACCUACGGAUUAUACUCAGGUCAAAAGCAAAGACGUUACAUGAAAGAAUUCCCUUAGCUGGACUUAGCAAGCUGCCGAGCAUCCCGCAGAUUGCAAAGGCCUUCUGCGAUGAUGCAACUGGACUGAAGUUUAGCCCUGUGCUGUACCCCAAGGCCUCUCAGAUGAUUGUAUCCUAUGAUGAGCAUGAGGUUAACAACACAUUCAAAUUUGGCGUGAUUUACCAGAAGUUUAAGCAAACACAAGAAGAAGAACUGUUUGGGAAUAAUGAAGAGAGUCCUGCAUUCAAGAACUUUUUGAAUUUAUUGGGAGAUAUCAUAAUACUACAGGAUUUCAAGGGCUUCCGAGGAGGUCUGGACGUCACUCAUGGCCAGACAGGCACAGAGUCUGUGUACACAGUGUUCAGAGACCGCGAGAUCAUGUUUCAUGUCUCCACCAAGCUUCCAUUCACCGAGGGAGACAUGCAGCAGCUCCAGCGGAAGAGACACAUUGGGAAUGACAUUGUGGCAAUUAUAUUCCAAGAAGAAAACACUCCCUUUGUUCCAGACAUGAUUGCAUCCAAUUUUCUACAUGCCUAUAUUGUUGUCCAGGUGGAAAACUCUGAAACAGACAGUACAUCAUACAAAGUCGCAGUCACUGCCAGAGAAGAUGUCCCUUCAUUCGGUCCAUCACUGCCAAGCCCACCUGUGUUUCAAAAAGACUCUGAAUUCCGUGAGUUUCUUCUCACCAAGCUGAUCAAUGCGGAGAAUGCUUGUUGCAAGUCAGACAAAUUUGCUAAACUGGAGGAUCGGACACGAGCUGCCCUUCUGGACAACCUCCACGAUGAACUCCACAUCCACACACAGGUGAUGCUUGGCCUUGGAACUGAGGAGGACAAGCUGGAGAACGGGGGCCAUGGAGGAUUUUUGGAAUCAUUUAAGAGAGCUAUCCGAGUCCGCAGCCAUUCCAUGGAAACAAUGGUUGGGAGUCAGAAGAAACACCACAGUGGAGGAAUCCCAGGAAGUUUGAGUGGGGGGAUUGCACACAACAGCGUUGAAAUCACAAAGACCACCUUCUCUCCUCCAGUGACAACCGCCACAGCGAAGACCCAGUCCCGCAGCCCCAUAAAGAGACGGUCAGGCCUCUUUCCCCGCUUGCACACAGGGUCGGAAAGCCAGGCAGAACCCCGGAGUCGAUGUGACAGCGGCUCAGGAACCCCUCAAACCCCAGAUGGUGGACAUUCCUCCCAAGAAAUGAAGUUCGACGCCUCCUCAAAUCCAAGCUCGCCAGAAAUCUGUCCUAACAAAGAAAGGCCUUUCAUCAAGCUCAAAGAGAACGGACAGGCCAACGUCUCCCACUCUUCCUCCAGCACCAGCAGCUUCAGCAGCGCAGCAGGGGAGAGUGAAGCAGCCGAGGACUACGAGAGUCUGGUGAGCAGCCAGCCCUCCACAGCAUCACCAUUCAAACAAGACGUCUUUGUCUACAGCCCCUCACAAAGCACUGAGAGUCCAGUUUUAGUCUCUGCAGCUACACCUGUGAUCAUGAACCGGAGUCCCACAGAUAUAAAGAGCAGGAAUUCUCCGAGGUCAAAUCUCAAGUUCCGUUUCGAUAAACUCAGCCAUUCAAGUUCUGGCCCAAUGCAUUAGCAUGAGAUGAAGGCUACAGACCUGUAAAAAGGAAAUCUUUUCUCUUCGAAUGAGAACACCAAUCUGCUAUCCUGGGCAUAAUUGUCGUGCGCCUCUCAUGCAGCCUUCACUUCAACUGCUGUUUUCAUUCAACCAAAAUGGAACUGUCAUCUUACUCAAAUCUCCUGGACCAGAUGAGAUGCCCCAGGAGACGAGCAAAACAGAUUGUCAGGCUCAUGCUUCAUGCCGUUUGACUGGAAGGACGUCACUUGGAGAUGAGUUUUCUGCCAUGGAGCGGCUGAGCUUGAGUCGCUUCUCCCUUGUUCACCUGCGCAUGUUCUUCUUAUCCUGGCCGGCUGCCUUGAGGUUUCGGACACUGUGCUUCUUGUGUUCCUUGUGUGGGAGAAAGGCUCUUUUGGUCACACACGGCCAUUGUGAACCAGUUUCUUUUCUGUCUGGUACUCAAUGGCUUAGAUGCAAGUGCCCCUUUUUGUCAUGCUAACAAAACUUGAGACAUCGCUACCACAUUGUGCGGCACAUGGUGCUGCCCUUGAAGACUAAUUUUGGUGAAUGCAGAAUAUUACAGUCCACCUCCAGUGUUCCAGUCUCUGUAUUCUGCUUCCUGUCAUUUUCUGUGUGCAGUUCAAGGUGCUAGAGUUAACCCACAAAGCUGUACAGUUCUAGGGCCCUACAUACCUGUCCUUC
Sphaerodactylus townsendi is the source of this 3221-nucleotide messenger RNA. It is a transcript of the gene RAP1GAP2, whose product is annotated as RAP1 GTPase activating protein 2. Gene Ontology annotation, cellular component: plasma membrane; cytoplasm. Gene Ontology annotation, molecular function: GTPase activator activity. NCBI's taxonomy places the organism in Eukaryota, Metazoa, Chordata, Lepidosauria, Squamata, Sphaerodactylidae. The transcript has 26 exons. The record is from RefSeq and is a predicted model, not a curated record. Gene Ontology annotation, biological process: regulation of small GTPase mediated signal transduction; activation of GTPase activity. The coding region runs from base 399 to 2537 and encodes 712 amino acids.